AUGUCGUGGAAAGGACAAGUGGAAAGCUUGGUUCAUCGAAUUCAAGACAACUAUAUGCAUGUUGGAAAUUCUGCAAAGGCUGAUAUUCUGGAACGGGAGUUGAACAAAAUGUUUAGUGGUGACUUCUAUAUAUUGGUGUACAAUGAUUGUGGUGGUUAUGACAAACACUCAUUCAAUGCUGCGACCGAUCAAACAAUUUAUUCGUUUCGACGAGGAAAGUGCAAUGUUGUCAUCUAUCGAAGUCUUGAAUGGAAAAAAGAUAACCAACCACAAAUUAAGAAACAGGUCGAAUCGUGUGUAACUGGAGUGGUUCCUAAUAUCUAUGAUUACCAGGGUUUUCCUGGAACACUCAUGGAAACUCGGAUUUAUAACACCGGUUUCAUUGGGAUGAUUGCUAAAAGACAUGAUGUGGAGGUUCGAUACUUCACUUCUGAUGACACGAAAUAUGGUCCGGGCUGGUGGACUACGGUCAAUGUUUAUGAUACAGCACCUAUGAUGAACACGGGAAGACAAUUCGUAUUGAUUGCUGGAUGGGAAUGA
Caenorhabditis remanei is the source of this 540-nucleotide messenger RNA. RefSeq lists its product as uncharacterized. The transcript has 3 exons. The coding region runs from base 1 to 540 and encodes 179 amino acids. The record is from RefSeq and is a predicted model, not a curated record. Lineage: Eukaryota; Metazoa; Nematoda; Chromadorea; Rhabditida; Rhabditidae.